AUUCCAGUAUUACGUGUGUAACGAGGCCAUGGCGGACAAGGAGGAGACCGAGAAGACCAUCGCCGAGGACUUGGUUGUCACCAAGUAUAAAAUGGCCGGCGAGAUCGUGAACCGGGCACUGAAGCAAGUUCUAGACAAAUGUGUCGUCGGGACCUCCGUAAGGGAAAUAUGUGAGUUUGGCGACAAAACGCUCACGGAAGAAACUAGCAAGGUCUUCAAAAAGGAGAAGGAUCUUAAAAAGGGCAUCGCUUUUCCAACGUGCAUAUCAGUUAACAAUUGCAUUUGUCAUUUCUCUCCUAUCGCCAGUGAACCUGAUCUCAUUAUCAAAGAUGAAGACAUUGUUAAAGUUGAUCUUGGAGCACGUGUCGAUGGUUUCAUAGCUGUAGUAGCACACACCAUCAUCAUAGGAUCUUCAUCGGAGAAGAAAGUGACAGGCAGGAAAGGGGAUGUAGUUUUAGCUGCACACUACGCUUCUCAAGCUGCACUAAGGCUUUUAAAACCAGGUACAGAGACUUACACGAUAACUGGCACCGUAGAGAAGAUCUGUGACGCCUAUAAAUGUAAACCGAUCGAAGGUAUGCUAAGUCACCAGUUAAAACAGUUUAAGAUCGAUGGGGAGAAAACGAUAAUCCAGAAUCCGAACGAUGCGCAAAAGAAGGAGCAUGAAAAAUACACCCUCGAAACUCACGAGGUACAUUUAAAUUGGUAUCACAUAGGGUGCGUACGGGAGCUCACUAUCAGUGCUACUUAGCACUGAAAGAUAUAG
Vollenhovia emeryi is the source of this 766-nucleotide messenger RNA. Its product is annotated as proliferation-associated protein 2G4-like. The transcript has 4 exons. The record is from RefSeq and is a predicted model, not a curated record. NCBI's taxonomy places the organism in Eukaryota, Metazoa, Arthropoda, Insecta, Hymenoptera, Formicidae. Bases 29 to 751 code for a protein of 240 amino acids.